AUGAAAUGCCUAUUAAAGUCAUACUCAACUUAUUCCACUUAUUUUCCCCGGGCUCUUAUAGCAGCAGUAAAUGAAACAGAAGAAGAAGACAUCCGCGAUGCUUUGAAAAACCAAACAGAACAUCAGCUAGCCCUGGUGCCACGAGGUCCUACACUUGUCAGAGAUACUGUCGCCUACAACACUACCAUCACCACUGAUGACACGGAGGAGCUGCGAGCUUUGCGUCCAGAUGGCACGAUACUGACAGAGAGGCGACACAUUAAGGAACAGGAGCGCAUCUGUGACGAGGAAAUUGACAAGGACGAGGUUUGUUCGGUGAAAAGUGACGAAAGUUUAAUAAAAGAGUCCGGUGGAAAGGAAAGACGCAAGUGCGUGGAGACUGAAAGGUCAACUGACCUGAUGGCGGGUGGGCUACGCGUCGCCACACAGUUGCAGUCCCGAACCAGGACCGAAGAAGCUGAAAGAGAAGGACAACCAAACAUGGAUGACGAGUGGGACAGCCUUUCAGUUAGAAUGCGACGGCAGCGCCGCAUUCGACUUAACGAUCAAGAAAAGGACUACGCAAAACAUCCAAUUAACUUUGACAUAGAGGAAGAAACGCGCAAAAAAGAAACUUCUAAAUGGUUAGAAAGCCAUUUUGGUAGCGAGUCGCCUUCAUCUCAUGACUCCAUCGCCGAGGAAAUCGGACGGCGGCCUACAACUGGUUACUAUGUAAAGAAGUCUGAAGACGAAGGCUAUUACGGGAAGACGUCUACUGUGCCGCCACCACCACCAGUGUUUCCCGAACGAGUUCUUCGAAAGACUAAGUCAUCAACACCUUCGGAGGAACGCCCACAAGGAAAUAGGACAGGUGGCUAUUUUAAAGGUGUUGCAGAUUGGUCACAACGCCGUGCUACAAAGCCCAGAAUGCCUGAACCUCGCAGCUCAUCUCCCUCGCCACCGGUGGUGCGUUCGCCAUAUGCCAGUAAUGAUAGAUUAAACGGUUCUUCGCCGAGACAUGUGUAUGGAAAGCGUGAUUCGCCUCAGAGAAGGUCAUCGCCGAUCGGUCGCCGCCACCCGCCCUCGCGCGACGACUCUGCCUACGUCUCUUCCUCGACCAUGCACAGUCCUCCACGUGGUUCACCAUUUCAUCCACUUGAAACGGAUCGGUCGUUCCGUGAACCUUCCAUUGAAGAUGAUUAUCGCCCGCCAGUAGUUCCUGAAAGGAAACGUAAUUUAAAGCAGCGGUCCGAGGAUCAUCGUUACGAUAGCGGAUACAGGAGUUCAUCACGGAAUGGUAAUUCAGGACGUUCACGAGACAGUCACGAGGAUAGUGCCGUAGAACCUCCUCCAGAUUAUUCGCCCCCGAGGGAGCGUCGAGGUAGUGCAGACAGAGAUAGAACGCCACCGCGGCGCCGAGACGAAAGAAAGCUUAAUCAGAAAACUAGGUUUGCGGACAAUGGACGACAGCCCUCACCAGUUAGAAGAUCAGUGGGAUCAGCGAUUGGGAAUUCGAUAAGGAAGUUAGUGGGGAAGAUACGGUCAGCGUCAGCGGAACGAAAAGCAAAGUGGCGCAACUCGAGAUCUCCGUCGCCGGAGCAUGCAUCGCGGACGUAUAAACAGUACGGGGGGGAGCUGGCGCCCCCUGCCGCUCCCCCGCACCGUUAUUACCUAGGAGAGGACCCUUUUGCGCCCAGCAUCUAUGGCCGUGAGCACAAGUAUGACGGCAGUCCUAGACGCGCCACAGCUGUUGAUGCCCGUGACCAUCGUGAAAGAGGACAGUACUCAAGCACGCUCGGUCGAUUCAGUCAUUCUACAAGUCGAUUGAACCCGAACAGCGAAACUGAGGAAGAAUACUCACGGUCAGCACAAACUCUGCCGAGGAAACUUCACGAACGCAAAGAUAAGAAACCCACCGAAAAGCCAAGCUCAAACAAAUAUUGGCAACGUCUUACCUCAAAUAAAAGAUCUACAAGUGCCAUUAAUAUAUCGAAUAAUUCUUCAACGCCAGAAACAAAGGUAAACGGUUACCCUCCCGGUCCCGCAAAACCUGCGAGGACCUACAAGGGUCUAAACAGGAGUAAGAGUUUUGCUAUGGGCGUUCCUGAACAAGAAACACAUCCUAGGUACAUUUCAGGCAUGAACAGAAAUUACUCCACCAUGUACAAGUCUAAUCCUCAUUUGAGCCGGCUUGAUGAAACCCCUGAACAACUUAAAAGUCCUGGUAUUGUGUCAAUUAUAAAUCGAAGCCAACGCGAUCUCGCUGAUGCUGUUUCGCGUGAGACAGAACGGCGUCGCGACGGACUAUUCGGUGCGCGUUAUGGAAAAACGGCACCAACCACCAACGGACAUACUAAUGGUUACAGCAAAUCUUUCGAUGACACGGAUAAAAAGAAGAUGUUUUUGAAAGGACUUCGGGAUCGCGCACCCGAACUAUAUCAAACUUUGCACGCUGACGAUGAAUCGGAUGGAAGCAGGUUGUCUUCGAGAUAUGGAACUCCAUCACCCCAUUACAAAGAAAGGAUAUCUGAAGAGCGUAAAAUCCCAGUUUAUAAAACCGAUUCUAUGAAUAGAGAUAGCAGCCCGUUUGUUUCACGCUUGGAGACGAGGUUGAAAUCUCCAAUUAAUAGAAGAGAGAGUAAUAGUAGUGACAAUUAUUCUGAGACCUAUAGAUACACUACUAGGUCUGGUGAUCCUGAGCGACCCAGUGUCACAGAUACUGUAGAAACUGUUAGCAAAAAAAUCGUGCCAUCCAAAGAUGGUCGAUCAAAGGAGAUAAUUGAAUCCAGGGAAGUCAAUUCGGUAACAAAAAGCAGAGGUUAUAAGGAGCCUAUUACAAUAAAAUAUUAUGAAAGUGACCGACCACCGAAGUAUGAAAGCAGAAAUGGUAUAACUCCAUUGUAUACAGAGCGUAGGCGAAGCAAUUUUAAAGUAACAGAGAAAGUUAGAGAUUAUUAA
Pieris macdunnoughi is the source of this 2937-nucleotide messenger RNA. The record is from the annotation of a GenBank genome assembly. Lineage: Eukaryota; Metazoa; Arthropoda; Insecta; Lepidoptera; Pieridae.